AUGGGCUCACAGCUCGCAGCAGACAUGGACUUCAAAGCCCUUCCGAAAAUCGAGCUCCAUGCCCACCUGACAGGCAGCAUAAGCCGCCGCGUCCUCCACGACAUUUGGGUCCGCAAGAAGCAGGCAGGCGAGACGGACCUCGCAGACCCUCUCGUCGAGAUGCCGGAUGGUAAAUACGACUUCAACCUCAACACAUUCUUUCCCCUCUUCUCCUCUUACAUCUACCAUCUCAUAACCGAUCCAGAAACUCUCUACGCCGCAACAUACUCCGUACUCCAAGAUUUCUACGCCGACGGCGUGACUUACCUCGAGCUCCGCACCACGCCGCGCUCUCUCCCGUCACCGAACCCGCAGCCGCCCUCCGUCUACGUCUCCACGAUUCUCUCCGCCAUCGUCGCAUUCGAAGCUGCUCACAAUGACCCCCAGGCGAUGCGCACACGUCUGAUCCUCUCCAUAGACCGCCGCCACACCCCCGCCCAGGCUCACGAGACUGUCCGCCUCGCCGCCCAGUUCCGCGAGCAAGGCGUCGUCGGUGUCGACCUCUGCGGCGAUCCGGCCGCUCGCGUCCACGGCGUGCCCGGACAGGACGAUGUCUCCAUCUUCCGCGACGCCUUCGCCGAGGCCAGGAAGCUUGGGUUGGGUAUCACGGUACACUUUGGCGAGGCCGAGUGUUCGGGCACUGUCGGCGAGCUUGCCGAGAUCCUGUCGUGGAAGCCGCAACGGCUGGGGCACGUCAUCCACCUCGGCGAGGACGUGAAGCGGAAGAUCGUGGAGCGAAAGAUCGGUCUGGAACUGUGCCUCAGCUGCAACGUGCAUGCAGGCAUGAUAUCAGGCGGGUUCGAGGGGCAUCAUUUCGGAGAGUGGUGGGCCGUGGAAGGGAGCGUGAUAUCUCUCGGCACUGACGACGUGGGCGUUUUUGGCAGCCCCCUGUCCAACGAGUACAGACUGGUAGCUGAGCAUUUUAGGCUGUCCCGCGACGACAUCUGCACGCUCACCCGUCGAGGGAUCGAGUCAAUCUUCGGCGGCGAGGACGAGAAGAAUCGUCUACGACGAGUGAUGUGGAGACCUGCAUCGGUCGAGCGGAUCUGA
Molecule: messenger RNA, 1089 nt
Organism: Colletotrichum graminicola M1.001
Lineage: Eukaryota; Fungi; Ascomycota; Sordariomycetes; Glomerellales; Glomerellaceae
Product: adenosine deaminase
Exons: 4
Coding region: 1-1089 (362 amino acids)
Biological process (GO): inosine biosynthetic process; adenosine catabolic process
Molecular function (GO): adenosine deaminase activity
Source: RefSeq, a predicted model, not a curated record